GAACCGGAACCGGAACCGGAACCGGAACCGGAAGCGGAGGCAGAUGAGUCAGUCUGCCUGAGCCGACUCUUCGACGAAGCCGAGUCGGUGUGGCGUCCGCGAGACUCGGAUCCGACGAGUCUCGGUCUUGCAAUCACCGUGACGCGUCCGAGCCGCAGUCAUUUGUACGCCUGGCUGUUGCAUGACGCCGACGUUUGGUACCAUCUGCUGACGGGCGUCCGAGAAGCGGCUCGUCUGGCCGACGCCAUGCGCGAUGCCUCCUUGUUGCAUUCGUUUGGUGUCCAACAGGCCAUGGUGAUGGACGCACUUGUCGGCCUGGAGCAACGCGAACACCAGACAGCCGGUCUGCUUCACAGUUUCCAGGCGGCACUGAAACCCAGGCAACAGGCCAUUUUGGCCCUGGCCCAGGCGCACAAUCCCCCCCACCGACCGUCCCCUCUGGUUGCUAGGCUGCACAUUCGGCCCUUGUUGUCCGACUGUCUGAUCGGCUCGUCGUCGGCCGGCUCAACUCGGACCAGUCCGUUGAUGCACUUCAACGAGCCGGAAAUUUUGACGCUGUCGCGGUUGCAUGAUGAGGUGUGGUGCUGUUGCAGCGGUCGAGUCGUGACCAGUCGGAUGGGCUCGUGGAAUCGAGUGGCCUUCAGUUGUCUGGUCGGCUUCAGGGUCUCGCGGAACGCCUGCGACACGAGGCCACUUCGACUGUUGACCUCUGACCCCGGCGGCUUGGAGCCGGCCUUCCUUCUGCUGCCCGGUCGAGUGGUCAACCAGUUGGCCGUGGCCGUGGCCGUCGGUCGAGACGAGGCAGAGGAUCGUGCGCCUCGAAAAGAGCUCUGGAUGGCGGUACAGAAUGGCUCCAUCCACGUGGUCGACCUGAUUGGUCUGCGCAUUGUCGAACAGUUGCACACACUCUCGCAGACGACAAGCCGGCCCGUGCGAAAGACCAUCCUGGCCCCGUCCACGUUGGUCGACAUGACGACGUUGAGUGGUGACGAAACCUCGGGAACGGACGAAUCGCAUUAUCUGUUGGUGCAAUUGAAUGAAUUUUCGCGCCGCCGAACCAUCAGCACCAAUCCGGCGCCGGAAAGGACGUGUCCGGCCAACUUUGUGGUUCGUAUGAUGCUGGCCGGUUGGAGGCGGCCGGACGACGUUGUGGUCGUCGGCGUUCGUUCCGGCGAGGUGUGGCUCUUGGACGCCAACACUCGGCAAGUGGGUGUCGAGUCGAUGUGUUGA
This is a messenger RNA of Protopolystoma xenopodis, 1230 nucleotides long. Lineage: Eukaryota; Metazoa; Platyhelminthes; Monogenea; Polystomatidea; Polystomatidae. The record is from the annotation of a GenBank genome assembly.